Mobula hypostoma (lesser devil ray) is the source of this 10345-nucleotide messenger RNA. Its product is annotated as signal-induced proliferation-associated 1-like protein 2. The transcript has 22 exons. NCBI's taxonomy places the organism in Eukaryota, Metazoa, Chordata, Chondrichthyes, Myliobatiformes, Myliobatidae. Gene Ontology annotation, molecular function: GTPase activator activity; protein binding. The record is from RefSeq and is a predicted model, not a curated record. Gene Ontology annotation, cellular component: cytoplasm. Bases 718 to 5946 code for a protein of 1742 amino acids. Gene Ontology annotation, biological process: activation of GTPase activity; regulation of small GTPase mediated signal transduction.
CGGGAGAAUGUGAAAAGUUUCCAGCCUGCUGGCCGCAAGAGGUGGUGCUGCGAACCUGGCUUGCGAGCGGUAGCGGGAUCUUUGAUUCACUGUCUGUCCCAUGGUGUGGAUUGUGCAGAAGGUCUCCUCGCGUGCACGUGCGGCUCGGCCCCGCGGCUGUCAGGGCUUAUGCAAGUAGUGCUGCUACUUCCCUGGUGAUCGAGACAGAAUUAUGACUUGUGCCUUCACUUUCAAGGAAACUGCUUCAUCAUGGACUAUGGAAGGUGAAAUCUGAACUGAUUUUCUGUGAUUUCAGGUGAACAGAUUCUUAAUCAAAAUCCACUUCUGAAACACUGGUGUAGCCCAUCUCUGCAUUGAGUUGCUGCCUUACUGCACGUUUUGAUGCUAUUGAGUUAUUUGCAAUUUGACAAACUGAACACUGAUGCAAAUAGGAUACAGGAUGCACAACUCUGACUGCAAUUUUCCUUGAUUUAAUCCAGGUGCUGUUAAAAUAAUUCAGUGGUGAAGAUGGUACACCUGAAUGUUCAAAUUCUGCAACAAUAUAGCUCUCUUCAAAUUACAAAUUAAAUUUUUUAUCUAAGUACAUAUGUGUCACAAAAUACAACCCUGAGAUUCAUUUUCUUGUGGGCAUUCCUCCCAGUGUUUAUACAUUGUUAGCACUUCACAACAUUGACUGUAUGGUGAAGUAGACUAGUGCCAUGGUUGCUUGGUUUCUGGAUGGAUAUGAAUGACAAAAAGCUAGCACACGAAGAACAGCUUUGUUCCAGUGGUGCUCCAGGAUUCUCGGUGGAAUCUGUUAGAAGUAUGCAGUCCGAUGAUUUAUUUGCUAGGAAAUACAAAGUCUUUAAUGGUAACAUGGGACCUCCCAUUCCUUCUGGUACACCCUGCAAGUCAGACAGCAGUAGCCAGGUUAAUGGAACACCUGCUGUACCGAAGAUGGGUGUUAGGGCAAGGAUCUCUGAGUGGCCUCCAAAGAAAGAAUUUUCGAAGGAGGGAACAAAUAGUAAUCUGAUGUCGUGGGAUAGUAGAUCAUUGGCCAGUUAUGAUACCGUACCCAUGAUGCGAGCCAGUCAGAAUGGACAGAAUGAUCAAACUAUUGAAGGUCUAGCUGAAGAAACCACAGAUAUUACUGAGGACUUGGAAUUUGCAGAUACUGGAUAUAUUUUUGGAGACCUCUUCACUCGGUCCCCACAAAGGGGACUUCACCCAAUAAGACAGAGAAGCAACAGUGAUGUUACGAUUAGUGACAUAGAUUCUGAAGACAUUCUUGAUCAGAAUGCAGUAAAUCCUAACACAGGUGCUGCUCUUCAUCGUGAGUAUGGAAGCACUUCUUCAAUUGACCGCCAAGGUAUCACCGGUGACAGUUUUUUUGCCAUGCUUAGAGGAUACAGAAAUGAAACUGUAGAACCAAGGAGCCCUGGCCCACUUGGGUUUAGUGACCUGUUGUGCUCAGACUCUGGAGUUUCGCCGAGCCUGCAGGCAGCAGCUCGUAUUUCUCGAGCUGAAUUUGUCAGAAUUUCUGGAUUUGAUUAUAUUGAUAGCCCACUUUUCUUUUGUAAGGACAAGGAUAAGUCGUUCAAACGUAGGUUGAAACCUGAAACAAUGGAGGCAUCUCUUUUUCGAAAAUUGAGAACUGCGAAAAGUGAACAUGAUUCAUUAAAGUUCUCUUUUGAGCAAGAUGAAAACAGAUUGGAGAAAAACAGUCAAUUGUGGAUGUGUCAUAAGUGCUUUGCACACUAUGAUGUCCAGAGCAUUUUGUUUAAUGUGAAUGAAGCAAUGGCAAACAGGGCUAACGUGGGGCAAAGAAAAAAUACAACCACUGGGGCUUCUGCUGCUUCACAGCAUCCGGUCCCGGGAGGUUACUCCACUAAUUGUGAGUCACCUACAGGCAGCAAGGAGGAGCUGAAUUCAAAGGACAGCCUGGAUUCUGACGAAGGAGAUGGAAAAAGCAAUAACUUGGCUUUGGCUUGCCCUUACUUCAGGAAUGAGAUUGGAGGGGAAGGGGAGAGACGCAUUGCACUUUCCAGGGCCAACUCCUGUUCAUUUACUUGCAGUGAAAGUUGCUCCUUUGAAUCUUCACUCAGCUCACAUUGCACUAAUGCAGGAGUGUCUGUUCUAGAGGUACCAAGAGAAAACCAAGCAAUCCAUCGAGAGAAAGUGAAGAGAUACAUCAUUGAGCAUAUUGAUCUUGGAGCAUAUUAUUAUCGCAAAUACUUCUAUGGAAAAGAGCACCAGAACUACUUCGGAACUGAUGAAAGCUUGGGACCUGUGGCUGUCAGUAUCCGGAGAGAGAAGCUAGAUGAAUCAAAGGAGAAAGAAGGUUUACAGUACAACUACCGGAUAGCUUUCCGGACCAGUGAGCUUUCUACUCUGAGAGGAGCCAUUUUGGAAGAUGCUGUACCAUCCACUGCUCGACAUGGGACUGCUCGAGGUUUGCCCAUAAAGGAAGUACUGGAGUAUGUGAUACCCGAAUUGAACAUCCAGUGCCUUAGGGUGGCUUCAAGUUCUCCCAAAGUAAUGGAACAGCUACUGAAACUUGAUGAGCAAGGGCUAAGCUUCCAGCAUAAAGUUGGAGUCCUUUACUGUAAAGCAGGCCAAAGCACUGAGGAAGAGAUGUACAACAAUGAGACAGGAAGCCCGGUGUUUGAAGAGUUCCUUGAUCUCCUUGGCCACAGGGUGAGACUAAAAGGCUUCAGCAAGUAUAGAGCACAGCUGGACAACAAAACUGACUCCACGGGGACCCAUUCUCUCUACACUACAUAUAAGGAUUAUGAAAUCAUGUUCCAUGUGUCAACGAUGCUUCCAUACACACCCAACAACAGACAACAGCUCUUAAGGAAGAGACACAUAGGAAAUGACAUCGUUACAAUUGUCUUUCAAGAGCCUGGAGCACUUCCAUUUACUCCCAGAAACAUCCGAUCCCACUUCCAACAUGUGUUUGUCAUUGUCAGAGUUCAUAAUCCAUGUACUGAAAAUGUCUGCUACAGUGUGGCUGUCUCCAGGUCUAAAGAUGUACCACCAUUUGGCCCACCCAUUCCCAAAGGAGUCACCUUUCCCAAAUCAGCAGUGUUCAGGGACUUCCUACUUGCCAAAGUUAUCAACGCAGAAAAUGCAGCACACAAAUCAGAAAAGUUCCGGGCAAUGGCCACCAGAACAAGGCAGGAGUAUUUGAAGGAUCUGGCAGAAAACUUUGUAACUACAGCUACAGUUGACUCUUCUGUGAAAUUCAGCUUCAUUACACUUGGGGCAAAGAAGAAAGAGAAGACAAAGCCCCGGAAGGAUGCGCAGCUGUACAGCUUUGGAGCUAUUGUGUGGAAUGUUAUUGCUCGGGACUUUGGCCAAUCUAGUGAUAUUGAAUGUCUUCUUGGAAUCUCCAAUGAAUUCAUUGUGCUUGUAGAGCAAGACUCCAAAAAUGUAGUGUUUAAUUGCUCAUGCAGGGAUGUAAUUGGCUGGACCUCUGGAUUAAUGACUAUAAAGAUCUUUUAUGAAAGAGGAGAAUGCAUCCUGCUGUCUGCCAUGGAAAACUGUGCAGAUGACAUCAGGGAAAUAGUACAGAGGCUUGAGUUAGUGACCAGAGGCUGUGAAACAACAGAAAUGACUCUGAGGAGAAAUGGCCUUGGACAGCUAGGAUUCCAUGUUAACUUUGAAGGUAUUGUGGCGGACGUUGAGCCAUUUGGCUUUGCGUGGAAAGCUGGCCUGAGGCAAGGGAGUCGACUGGUUGAGAUUUGCAAAGUAGCUGUGGCAACCUUGACCCACGAGCAGAUGAUAGACCUCUUACGAACAUCCGUGACAGUAAAAGUGGUGAUUAUUCAACCGCAUGAAGAUGGAGCUCCAAGAAGAGGCUGCUCUGAACUAUAUAGGAUACCGAUGGUUGAAUACAAAGUGGACAAUGAAGGCACACCUUGCGAGUUCAAGACCCCCUUCAGAAGAAACACCACAUGGCAUCGAGUAGCCACACCUGCAGGGCAACCAGUCUCCAGGUCCUCCCCCAUACAAGGAGCACCUGACAGACUCCAAUCUCAGCAAAUGUUGCAGCAGAUCCACACAGCUAUCCCUCGCAGUACUUCCUUUGACAGAAAGCUGCCAGAUGGAAUGAGAUCUAUGCAAGACGUGGAAAAUGUUCAACUCUCACAGUCCAAUGUUGGUGAUUCUAGUCAACAUUACAGAAGCUCUCCUAGCAACCAGUCAUCUUCCAGUGAUCCAGGACCAAGUGGCAGUAGUCAUUGGAGGCAACAGUCUGGAUAUGAUGGGUGCCAAUCUCCCGUCCUACAUGAUCAUCAAGGUUCUACAAGUGCUCUGACGGAGUAUGAUGGGCCAAGAGAAAGAGAUGGUACGUUAGAACGGGCCAGAAGCGUUGAGGCAAGAUGGCAUGUUCCUUCAACGAAAAUGCUGAGCUCUUAUAAAGGACUGCAAAGGGAAACCAUUGGCAAAGAGUCUCCAAAUAAAAUUUUACAUAUUACAGAUAAUAAUUGCUCAAGCCAUUCCAGCAGUAACACUCUGUCCAGCAAUGCAUCCAGCAAUAGUGAUGACAAGCAGUUUGGUUCAGGUGACUUGAUGGAUCCAGAAUUGCUGGGGUUGACGUACAUUAAAGGGGCCUCUACUGACAGUGGGAUCGACACAGCUCCCUGCAUUCCAGCACCAUUGAUGGCAACAGUUCAUUUGACUGGAAGCAGGUCAGCUGUGCAGAGCAGAGCGGAGCAGAUGGUGCAGUGGGUGGAGCACUCUGAAGAUGGAGGGCCUGAAGAUGGACAGGCUAAGUCUUAUGCUGUCCACAACUAUACAGCUGCCAUUUCUGCUGGCCUUGCCGCCCAAGGAAGUACCGGUGACCUAAGUGAGAUCUCAUCACACUCCAGUGGCUCACAUCAUUCUGGAAGCCCAGCACCUCGUGUUUCUAAAACCAGUGGAUCACUUGAUGCAUCCAAAGUCUACAUAGUAUCUCAGAACAGCAGUCAACCACUGCUGGGGUCAUUAUCAGGAUCAUAUCAUCGCCAGGGUACUGCCAACAAAUAUGUCAUUGGCUGGAAAAAGUUAGACAGAAGCCCUACACCUGAGGAGUCUGAAAUGGCAGAUUGUAGAAGGAGGUUGUAUGGUGACGUAACAGAAAUAAGCAAUUCCAGUCAACAUCAGGACUUGGUGCAGGAAUUGAGCCCUGUCAGUAAAUCCCAGCAAACCUUCACCAAAGAAGAGUUUCUGAAACUGAUGCUGCCAGACAGCCCUCCUUUGGAACAGAGGAGGAGGAAGAUUUCAGUUUCUGGGAACUUGUCACCAAGGAAAUCCUUGUAUCGCACACUCUCUGAUGAAAGUAUAUGCAGCAACCGGCGAGGCUCUUCAUACAACAGCUCCCGGAGCUCGAUGCUUGAACAAGCACUGCCAAAUGACAUCCUAUUCAGCACCACCCCACCAUACCACUGCACUCUGCCCCCACGUGCCUCACUGAGUCCCUCCGCCUCUGGUCUACGAACGGAAUUCUGGUUUUCUGAUGGGUCCCUGGUGAAUAAAUCGAGGUUCACUGAUCCUGGCUUGAUGCCUCUUCCUGAUACUGCUUCUGGCUUAGAUUGGUCAAACCUCGUAGAUGCUGCGCGAGCUUUCGAAGACCAGAGAGUGGCCUCCUUCUGCACACUGAAUGACAUGCAGUCAGCACAAAGCAUGGAGGGAGCUGAGGAAUUAUCUCUGCACAUUGGCCAAACAGACAGGAAGGACCACGCUGAUGAUACAGGGGGAAAUACUGCAAACACCAUUACUGGGAAAGUGAAUCAGUUGGAGACGAUUCUCAUUCAACUUCAGGAUGACCUUCGAAAGGAAAAGGAAGACAAAGCGAUGCUUCAGGCUGAGGUUCACCACCUGCGACAUGACAACCUACGCCUUCAAGAGGAGUCCCAAACCGCAGCUGCACAGUUACGGAAAUUUACCGAAUGGUUCUUCAACACCAUCGACAAGAAGUCCUGAUGUACUGACAAUGCGAACCAUGAUCAAAAAGCCCUAGCCGAAAGAUUCAUUAACUCCUAGAAUGUUAUACUAAUCUGUUCAGAAAUAAGUAUAGGUGUUGUAGGUAUUAUUUGUCUGGUUCUGUUCACUCAAAUACACCACUGACAAAAAUCCAGUUAAACUUAGCGGUUGAACUAGCUAAGGGCUUCACAGCCUCGUAUUGUAAAAUAGAAACUUGAGAUGGUAACUUCAAUGUAAAAGGUGCUCUAUCUUUUGUAAUUAGUUUCUUUCCAUUGUUGCAGUGUUAUAGCAAUAAGACUUUAGUAAUAUCCCGCAGGGCUUUGUUUGGAAUUUAGCACUAGUCUGAUCAAGCAGGUUUAGAUACAUUUACUAUAGGGGAAUGUUCAUUUGCUGGAAUAAACAUUGGUGCCUGAAACAAGCAGUGUUCUGAUGUUUAAAACUACCCUUGCCUUUUGAAUGGCUCACUUGACUCUACAACUUCACUGAUUUUUGUACAGUUCACUUAAAGGCUGUCAGAUCAAUGGUACACCAUUCUACAAAGAGUGUGUGUACACAGUGAGUCGGCAAGCCACUUGUACAAUGCCAAAUUUGUUUAUCUUUGUACAGAAGCUCUAAAAUGAAAAGUGUCUUGUAUUUAACAAUUAUUUAAAAUUAUUUAACUUUAAAUUGUUAACUUUAAGUUUGGUUUAUCUGCACUAUGGAAAAAAACAGUUUGCUGUAAAUGGUGUUGUCUGUAGCUUGUGAGUACAAAGACAGUCAUGGUGUGUAGUAAAUCAAACACUUGGAUGCUGCUAGUAUAUAAUAUUACAUGGUUUGUACGCUUUGAGAAAUGUGUUCUUUUUAAACAACUUCAUUUGAAAUGUGACAUACAGUUGCUUUUUUAAUAAAUGUAGGACGAAGUUAGUUGCUCAAUUUUUUUAAAAUCUUUUUGCUCCUUUUAUAUUUUAAGCAAUAGGCUUACUUACUUAAGCCCAUCACCCCUACUGGGACAUAGGCUGCCAACAGUUCCUUCCUCUUUCAGGGAUGCGGUCUUUGGAGCGACUGUGAUAUUUCUGUAUCACUGGAUGGGGUUGCUAGCCCCAUGCCCAACUUUCCUCCUUUUGCAGCUGGCCUUGGAACUGCCCAUGGCAGAGUAAUUUUAAGCAAUGUGCUAUGACAUUAAAUUUAGUCUCAGCUUUUUCUAAAGUUACUUAAUCCUGCAGAUACAGUGCUCUACAUGAAUGCACACAGAACAUGAGGUUCUAAUGAAUUGCAUUAAUUCAGGUGCAAUUAGAACACGGUGUCCAGUUGUGCAUGAUGCACUCUAGAAUGGAUCCUUUACAAUAGAUAUAACCAAAGUCCCUCAGUCCCAUAACCAUUCUUAUGAUUGGAUAAAAUGGAAUUGUUCUUCGAGCAGAGUUUGGGAGUUGAUGUGAUGGUGUUCAAAAUAAGACCAUAAGGCUUAGAGGCAGAAAGAGUCUAUUUUGGCCCAUCGAGUCUGCUCCACCAUUUCAUCAUGGCUGAUUUAUUAUCCCUCUCAACACCAUUCUCUUGCCUUCGCCCCAUAACCUUUGAUGUCUUUACUAAUCAAGAACCUAUCAACCUGCUUCAAAUAUACCCAACGACAGCCUCCAUUGGCAAUGAAUUCCACAGAUUCACCACCCUCUGGCUAAAGAAAUUCCUCCUCAUCUUUGUUCUAAAGCAUGAGUUCCCAACUUGGGGUCCACAGACCCCUUGCUUAAUGGCAUUGGCCCAUGGCAUGAAAAAUUUGGGAACCCCUGUUCUAAAGAGACAUACUUUAGAAUGUCUAAUCGUGAUUUCUCUUGGCAAAAUAAAUAAAAGGAACAUUUCCAUUGGUGGAAUAAAUGAGAUUACUAGAAGGGGAUUAGCAAAAUAGGCAAAGGCUCUACAAAGAAUGAGUUUUUCAAUUCAGCAAAUAUAAUUUGAGUUUCACUGCCUGAAGGACAGUGAGAGCAACUUCAAUGAUGGGAUUCACCAAGGAAUUGAGCACUGGACAGUGAAUAGGAUUAACUAGAUUUUCAUUGUAAAAUAAAAAUGCCUUUGAAGGCUACAUCUAUGUACAAAAGUACCACUCACCAGAUGGUCAGAAGUGAGAUUCAUUCACAACCCUUGCAACUCAUCUUUCUUCCCCGACUCAAUUAUCCAUCUGAAGUGUCUUCCAUGUUUAAAGAUCUUGCCGUAGUCACUUCUCGCUGCACCUGUUUUAUGAAGAGAGGAAAGAACCUAACAUUUCUGGUCAGUGAUCUUUCAUCAGAAUUCUUGCUGAUGAAAGAUCGUCAAACUGAAACAUGAACUGUGCUUUCCCUUCACAGAUGCUGCCUGAUCUGCUGAGUAAGCGUUCUCUUCACUGGGAUUCAGGACUGACUAAAUGGCAAAAAGGAUGAGGCAGUGGAAAUAAGAAAGAAGGGUUUGGAGGAGGUGCAGACAGCUACAGGCAAACAUGAAUAACAUCUUGUUCAUCAAAUAUUUUCCAACUUGCAAAUUAUAGACAGAUUGAAGUGCAAUAUGCUUGUUCCUUGGAGUAGCUUAUAUCAACACUAUUACCAGGUACCAUCGAUCAUCUCCCCCUACCACAGGACCUCUGAUUGGUUGUCUGUCAUAUCAAUGAUGACACUUAGAUUUGUGCCACUCUUCUGUGAUGAUGUGAACUGCACAAAACAAAACCUGUGUGGGAGAGUUUUUCAAGUGAAAAAGCAGAUGCACUGGAGCAGUUUCUCUCUCGUCUUUGGAAGUUCAGGCCCAGUGAUACAAGUAGUAGUCACAAACUGGGGUCUUCCUUGGUGGCAGUGGAUGACCAUGACUACUUCUGCACCUUGUCAUGCCCGUUGCUUUCCAUGAAGCGUUGUAGAAUCGCCUUCCUGGUCAUCGGAUCUCACCCUUGAUGUCAUCCACACAGUCCACUGGAGCUGACAGGCAUGUCCCUAUCUCAGCAGGGCACAAGGCCUGCUGGCUACCUUCACCUGGUUUAGUCCACUUGUCGAAGCAAGUGUACUAGUGUGUGACCACUUUCGCAUGCAAACACCUACAGUACUGUGCAAAAGUUUUAGGCAUAUAUAUAUAACUAGGGAGUCUAAGACUUUUGCAUUGUAGUAAUUUUAUGUACUGCACUGUACUGCUGCAAAAAAAAAUAAAUUUAAUGACAUAUGUAAGUGAUGAUAAAACUGAUCCUGAUAUAGGUCUCUAAUGUGAACUGACAGUGCAAGAGGGAAGGGAAAGGGGAAUCAUGGUUGGGAAGAGGGGAGAGGCAAGAAGCACCAGGGAGACAUGCUGUAAUGUCAAUAAACCAAUUAUUUGUAAUCAAAUUACCUUGCCUAGUGUCUCAGGGCUGGGUGUGUCUCCCCUUACCCCUGGCAUUCCUUCUCUGCUACAUGUCCCAUACCUCUCCCACGGUUCCCUACCCUCACCAAGUCCAACAUCCUUUGCUCCCACCAGAUUAGCUUCACUUGUCACAUGUAUGUACAUUGAAACAAAGCGAAAUGCGUCAUUUGCAUCAAUGGCCAAUGCAGUCCAAGGAUGUGCUGGGGGCAGCCCACAUGUGUCACCACACUUUUGGCACCAAUAUAGCAUACCCAAAUCUGUAUGUCUUUGGAAUGUGGGAGGAAACUGGAGCACCCGGGGGAAGCCCAUACAGUCACAGGGAGAACGUACAAACUCCUUGCAGACAGUAGUAGAAUUGAACCCAGAUCAAUUAAAAAUUUUCAAGGUUUGACAUUUAAUGAAAUAAAAGGAAGCCAUUAGGCUUCAUCAGUGUAUGCUGAUAAAUAAGGUCAAAGUAGGUCAACACUCACUUCACAUUUGUACCUUACACAGCCAGUCCUGUGAGUACACGCUCAAUGCCCACUUUAUCAGGUACACCUAUACAACUGCUCGAUAAUCUAAAUAUCCAAUCAGCCAAUCGUGUGGCAGGAACUCAAUGCAUAAAAAAAAUGCAGAAAAAAAAAUCAUGUAGACUGCAAGACCCUACAGAGGAUAGUAAAAACCGCCGAGAGGUUCAUUGGAAUCCCCCAGUUGUGACACUUACCAGGAGCAUUGCAGAUGAAGGGCUGAAAGCAUAGUUGAGAAUCCUUACUACCCAUCCCACUAUCUCUUUGACCCACUACCAUCAGGAUGGAGGUACAGAAUGAUCAGGACUAGGACUGCCGGUCUGGGUAGCAGCUUCUUCCUUCAGGCAGUGAGACUAAUCAAUACUCUGCCACCACCAAGGUCUCAUCUCCAGGUCAGCAAGCUGCUUACUGUUUAGCUAUGCUGUACAAUACAUGUAUUAGGGAUUAUAUUUUUUUAAACUUAAUAUUUUUGUUUAUGUGCUGUGUGAUGCAAGUUUUGUGGGUGCACUGUGAUCCGAAGGAAUGGUGUAUUGUUUAGUUGUGUAUAUGUACAGUCAGAUGACAAUAAACUUGAA